Messenger RNA from Anarrhichthys ocellatus (wolf-eel), 1839 nucleotides. RefSeq names its product small ubiquitin like modifier 1 (gene sumo1). Gene Ontology annotation, molecular function: protein binding. The transcript has 5 exons. Lineage: Eukaryota; Metazoa; Chordata; Actinopteri; Perciformes; Anarhichadidae. The record is from RefSeq and is a predicted model, not a curated record. Bases 95 to 400 code for a protein of 101 amino acids.
AAUUCUCACAACAUCAAGCUAAGAGCUGCGAUUGAAAGCUAGCGUUAGCUGCAUCUAUUGUCACUCAUUUUAACAGCAUACACAGAGAGAAAACAUGUCAGAUACGGAGACAAAACCAUCCAGCCAAGACGGGGGGGACAAGAAGGAUGGAGAGUACAUCAAACUAAAAGUGAUCGGUCAGGACAGCAGCGAAAUCCACUUUAAGGUUAAAAUGACGACACAUCUGAAGAAGCUGAAGGAGUCUUACAGCCAGAGACAGGGUGUUCCAGCAAGCACGCUACGGUUUCUGUUUGAAGGACAGAGAAUCGCAGACAACCAAACUCCAAAAGAGCUGGGGAUGGAGGACGAGGACGUCAUCGAGGUCUAUCAAGAACAGACUGGUGGACUUUGGCACGAUUAAACCUCCUGCAUUUAUUUUUUCUUAUUUUGUAUUUUAUUUUGUAUGUAUGUACGUAUUUCUGUUCAGUUUCAAACCAUCUGGAUCAAAAGCGACUCUUAUCAGGGCUUCCAUGUUUGAGGAAAGUUGAACAGACGAGGAAAAGGACAGCGGGUCUAAUAUUUCCUUUUUUGCCUUCUAGAAUUCAGCAAUUGCUCCGCACGCUGUUUUGGAAAUGAUUGUAAUAACCGAUCAAGUUUAAAUAGUUCAAUUCAAAUGUGAGAAUCUCAAGAUGUGGCGUCCUGUGUUGUUACGCUGUGUCACUUGGUUUGGCACCAUCUUCUUCUUUACAGGACAUUGAUAAACAAUGCACUCCUCUUCAUUUCUGACUCAAAGCUAGAUGUCAAAGAUCCAGUCGGGCAGUUCAAUCCACACAUCUUCUGGACAACAUUCAGGGCAUUCGUAGACGUUCUUACCAGAGAGUCACGACACAUAUUAUGUGCUGAUAUACAGCUGGAUUAGCAGUUCGUCAACAUUUGUUUCGGCAUGUUUUGCAUUUACAGCCUCUGUGCUGUUUCAGAGGAACUGCCCCCGUCAUAAAAUUGUAAAAAGAUGAUAAUAAUUGACCCGAUGCGGUAACAUUUGAGAGUUCCAAAACACAUUUUAAAUGAUAUUUGUGCUUUACUUGUAUAUGUUGUAUUCAGUAUUGGAGUGCGUUUGAUUGAUAUGCCACAUGUAUCUGCAGUCUUCUUUUAUUUAUAUUAGAGGGGUUGGUUCUGUAGCGAUAUAUCUAAAUAUAUACCCGAUAUGGAAACAUUUUUGCUCGCUGACAGUCAUGCGGUGUUUAAACUCAGUUUGUUUAAAGAAAAAUCUUUCAAAUAGUCAUCUACGAACAGUGACAUGUUAUUAUGUGGUGUCAGUGCUUGUUUUUUAAGCUUUUCUUUGUGUUUUUUGGAAAGAAAGUCUCACUCUGUGUGCUGUAUGAAGUUCCUCAAGAAGGUUAGGAUCACGAGCAGCCCCAAACUGACCAACGAUCCUCAUCACAAACACUCAAACAGCCAGCGUGUGAUGGUUGAACCACAGCUCUGGGACAUCUAUCUGUUCACUCAAUACGAAGUCAUGUCAGCUGCCUCUACUGCCACGCAUUAUGUUUUUCAGCAUCCAGAAACAAAGCUUCUUUCAAAGGAAUGAUCCUUUUCUAAAUGAAGUCGAGCAUUGGUUAUACUCGAUUCUUGUCAUUUCUCAGAGGUGUCCUUCAAAGUAAAAGAUUAUCUCAACCCGACCGACUGUUCAUCAUCUUUCCUUUGGUGCGUCGGUGAACAGGAAGGGCUGUGAUUUGAGCCAUAACGCUGAUCCCAGUGAGGCGAAGGGACUGUUCAUCGUCAGAGGAGCAUUGAUACAGAUGGUUUGAAAUUCUGGAGAUGAGUUUGUUGCUUUUUUUGAAUAAAAUAUUUAAGAAAAUA